Molecule: messenger RNA, 1113 nt
Organism: Ochlerotatus camptorhynchus
Lineage: Eukaryota; Metazoa; Arthropoda; Insecta; Diptera; Culicidae
Product: heart- and neural crest derivatives-expressed protein 1-like
Exons: 1
Coding region: 328-1068 (246 amino acids)
Biological process (GO): axon development; positive regulation of transcription by RNA polymerase II; sensory organ development
Cellular component (GO): nucleus
Molecular function (GO): DNA-binding transcription factor activity, RNA polymerase II-specific; E-box binding; protein dimerization activity
Source: RefSeq, a predicted model, not a curated record
CGCAAUUAGACGCGCUUUUUUGGGUGUUGCGAUCUUCUUCACUUUGGUUGGAUCGGGUUCGGAAAAAAAGUGUGUUGCGUUUGUGAGAUUUGUGUAUUUCAGUUGGAACGAUAAGAUCAAGUGUGAAUUGCGUACUACUGAAAAGGAAGUGGAGAACAAGUUUCGAUCGAGGAUUGAACUUUAAUGACGGUUAAUUACGCGUUGAUUUGAGAAGAAAAAAGUAGCGCAAAAGAUCUUUCGUGACGCGCGACAGUUCGAUCGGGCGUUGAUCGUGCGAAAGAAGUGAAGAAUUUGAUAAUUGGAUAAGUGAUUUUCAAGGACUUGAAAAUGAGUUCGGCGUACAUGCAAUACAAUCCAUCGAUGAUGUACGGUGGAGGUUUGGAAUCAACGUACAAUCACUAUGGAGUCUCGACCGGUUCUCAGUGCUACGGCUACGCUACGGACGGAGCUUCCUCGGAAGGAUACCAUAGUCCGGGGCCGGUGCCAAGUCCUGAGUCCUACUACCCAUCUCCUGAAGAGACCAGUCCACCGAACUACGCUUACGGUUAUAACGGAACUGGUGGAUACGCUGAACCAUACUACAACUAUACGAGCGACAAUUUCAAAACCGCCAGUCCAACGAUCCCUAAACUGAUUCCAUCGAGCAGUGUCACGUCCAGUUCAAGCUUUGCCAGAUAUUCGAUAGAUCACCAUAGUAAACCGGCCAGCCUUGACAGGAUUUACAGUCCAUACACGAUCCCGUCGAAAACCAGUCGCAAUUUGGGAAUUUCCAGUCUGCCGUCCAGUUCACCGACCCCGAGCACCCUGAGUACUAGCAGUAGCAUUGAAUCGAGCAGUCUGGGUGCAAGUGCCGCAGGAAUCAUCGUCCAGCCUGAGGUUACCAAGAAACGACGAUUGGCAGCCAAUGCACGCGAGCGGAGGCGUAUGAAUAGCCUAAACGAUGCCUUCGAUCGCCUGAGGGAUGUUGUGCCUUCGCUUGGCAACGAUCGGAAGCUAUCCAAGUUCGAGACACUGCAAAUGGCCCAAACGUACAUUGCUGCUCUGAACGAACUUUUGUCGAGGAAUUGAGUCCCGGUGGAGGAGAUUUGCGAAGACUUUCCUGGAAGGUAAUUA